Messenger RNA from Lolium perenne, 1440 nucleotides. RefSeq names its product probable protein phosphatase 2C 68. The record is from RefSeq and is a predicted model, not a curated record. NCBI's taxonomy places the organism in Eukaryota, Viridiplantae, Streptophyta, Magnoliopsida, Poales, Poaceae. Gene Ontology annotation, biological process: protein dephosphorylation. Gene Ontology annotation, molecular function: protein serine/threonine phosphatase activity; cation binding.
CUUUCCUCCAUUCCGAUUCAUCUUCUCUCGUAGUAGCUCACAUCCAACAAGCAGCAGCGGCGGCAGUUUCAGAAGGAGGAGGUUUCUUGGUGUUGAUGUCGAUGGCGCAGGUGUGCUGCGACUCGGCCACGUCCGCGGUCGUGGUCGGGGCGGAGGCGGAGGCCAGGGCCAGGGCGCGGGCCGGGAGGCGCCGCCGAGCCGGAGACUCGGCCGCGAGGUGGAAGAUCGCGUCCAAGGCUCCGGAAGGCGGGGAGGAGGCCACGCGGAAGCGGCGCGCGGCCGGGGGCGAGGUGGUGGCCGCCAAGCGCCACGGGUUCGCGUCGGUCGUCGGGCGGAGGCGGGAGAUGGAGGACGCGGUCUCCGUGCGCGAGGCCUUCGCCGCGGCACCGGCCGCGGAGGACAAAGAGUCCGCCCAGCCGCGCGACUUCUACGGGGUGUUCGACGGGCACGGCUGCUCGCACGUGGCCGACGCGUGCCGGGACCGGAUGCACGAGCUGGUGGCCGCGGACCUGCCCACCACCACCUCCGCCGACCCCUCCCCCUGGGCGGCCGCCAUGGAGCGGAGCUUCGCGCGGAUGGACGCGGAGGUAACCACCGCGGCCGCGCGCGCCGCCACCGCCAGCCCCAGCUGCCGCUGCGAGGCCAACAAGUGCGACCACGUGGGCUCCACGGCCGUGGUGGCCGUCGUCGAAGACCACCACAUCAUCCUCGCCAACUGCGGCGACUCGCGCGCCGUGCUCUGCCGCGACGGCGGCAAGCCCGUGCCGCUCUCCUCCGACCACAAGCCCGACCGGCCCGACGAGCUGGCCCGCAUCGAGGCGGCCGGCGGGCGCGUCAUCUUCUGGGAGGGCGCGCGGGUGCUCGGCGUGCUCGCCAUGUCGCGCGCCAUCGGGGACGGCUACCUCAAGCCCUUCGUGAACGCGAUCCCCGAGGUGACGGUCACCGAGAGAUCAGACGGCGACGAGUGCCUCAUACUGGCAAGCGACGGGCUGUGGGACGUGGUCAGCAACGAGACCGCGUGCGAGGUGGCCGCGGCGUGCCUGCGCAGGGGCAGGGACCGCUGGUGCGCAGAGGCGGCAGCCAUGCUCACCAAGCUGGCCCUCACCAAGAACAGCUCCGACAACAUCUCCGUUGUCGUCGUCGAUCUCAGGCGCAGGAAUCACUCGUAGCGAGGGUCACUAAGCUCAUGUGAUCUCCAUAGCAGAACAGUACUAGUAACAGUAGGAUGAAUCAAAAUUAGCUCUAGCGAUUCUACUGAUUAAUUUGUUUCCUCUUUACAUUCUUUUCUUGUUUCCCCGCAACAAAUUCUCCCUGAAUCAACUUCAGUGGAGUACAUAGAUUAUAUAGGAGACUAUUAUGCUUUGCCUUCUGGAAAGAACUACAAAAUCUUGGUGUAACCAUAGUUGGAUCAUUGAAAUCGAAAUCGCAAGUUCAUCAAAA